This is a messenger RNA of Knipowitschia caucasica, 1521 nucleotides long. The record is from the annotation of a GenBank genome assembly. Lineage: Eukaryota; Metazoa; Chordata; Actinopteri; Gobiiformes; Gobiidae.
AUGGCGGACGCAAAGACUCCUGUCUUUUUUGCAGUAUGUAACAUUCCUGCUUCUUUUCGUUCCGCUGAUCUGAGAAACUACUUUAGCCAGUUCACUGAGAGCGGAGGAUUUAGCUGCUUCCACUUCAGACACCGGCCAGAAGUUUUGAAAGACCCAGAGAACAGCGGGACAUCGAAUGAACAAAGCCCGAGAGAGGAGCGAGGAGAGACGGACAUGGACCCGACGGACACGGGAGAAGAGAGGCUUAAGACGGCCACAUCCUGCUGCUGUGUUGCGUCUGUCCACGCUGCAUACGCUCCCAGGUUUAUGAAGAUGUAUUCUGGAACUCACUGGAUAAACUCGAAGGGAAACUGGUUAAAAAGGCGAUGUGUUAUCAAGAGGAUCAAGGUUUCACAGGACAAAGAUGAAGGCACGUUUCCAUACAAGACCAAAUCGGAGCAUCACCGUCACGUGUCUGAGCUUUUCACAGAGAUGGACCUCAGGACUCUGUCGGAGCUGAACCCGCCCGCACUGAUGCCCAACGGGAAUGUGGGCACUCCAGUGACCGUGUUCCUUCAGCUGAUCCAGUCCUGUCGCCUCCCUCCACGACUCAUCAAGAAGCUCGGCCUGGUUUUCCCCAAGACCAGCUCCAACCGUCGCUACGGAAACGUACCAUUUCUCUAUCACAACACGAGAACUGUGGCAGCGGUGGAUGAGACUGUGAUGACCGCAGCGGGACACGAGAUUGCAGGGCCUGGGGGCUACACUCCUCCAGCCCUGAAGAGAGGAGGAAAGGUUAAUGAGGAGAGUGGACCAUCUGAAACCCCAAACAAUCCAGAGAAGGAAGAAGAGGCACAGUCCGACGCAGAUGACGAUGAUGACUGGUGCGAGGAGUGGGAGCGGCACGAAGCCUUGCACGAGGACGUCACAGCUCAGGACAGGACCAAAGAGCGUCUGUUUGAGGAGGAGAUUGAGCUGAAGUGGGAGAAGGGAGGCUCUGGGCUCGUCUUCUAUACUGAUGCGCAGUACUGGCAAGAGGAAGACGGAGAUUUUGACGAGCAGACAGCCGACGACUGGGACGUGGACAUGAGUGUUUACUAUGACAAAGACGGAGGAGAUAUGGAUUCGCGGGACUUUGUGCAAAUGAGAUUUGAACAGAGACGCAGGGAUGGACUUGAAGACGCAGCUGAUGAGGGUCAAGCUAUUGGGAAAUUUGAAAAGUUCACAAAGGGUUUCGGGCGCAGGCUGAUGGAGAGGCAGGGCUGGAGGGAUGGCCAUGGCCUGGGCAGCAGUCACAUUGGCAUCUCUGAAGCUUUAGAGAACGAUGGGCAGCAUCCAAACUGCAAACGAGGUUUUGGAUACCAUGGGGAGAAAUUGCUUUUACAUCCCAGAAAAAAGUCAAAGCCCCAACACCUCAUCUCCACAAAGUAUGACCCACCGAAGGACAAGGACGCAGGAGACUCGUUAUUACGGCGACAGGCUCCGACCAGCAUGAAGUACAGAGGCUGGACACCAGGGGGCAGCAUAGGACCCAAGAGAUGA